AUGAAGCACGCAGUGGAAUGGACACAAAGACAAUCCACCAAGAAGCCCGCCGUGGCAGCAUUCUUUAUCUACGGCCUUGGCAUGGACUUGCAAAAGACGCUCCUCGGUCUGUAUUGCAGCCUGAUUCGCCAGCUCAUCCCACAAAUACCGUUCGCAUUUCUUCCCAUGCUGUCGCACAUGCCAGAGGAGCCCGGACCAAGAGCAUGGGGCCUGUUAGACCUUCAGGCGCAUCUGAAGCAAGCCUUGAGAGAAGCAUCGAAGACGCGUCAGACGGUCCUGUUCAUUGACGCCCUGGAUGAAUUUUCGAAAGCGGAAAUAGAUACCCUACUGGCGCUGCUCGGAGACCUCUGCUACGAUGAGGAAAGCGCUGGUUUGAAAGUCAAUAUCUGCGUUUCCUGUCGAUAUCAUCCAAAUCUCUUCACGCAAGGCGUUAUCAUUCGAGCAGAGGAAAACAAUGGGCAGGAUAUUGCUACAUUUGUACGCCAGGAGCUGAGAGAUCUCCCGUUUAAAAAGAAGGUUCCUUUGGGAGAAUUCAUCAUCCCCAGAUCAAAUGGUCUGUUCCAGUGGGCAGGUGUUGUGUGCCAGAAUGUGCGGGACCACCACAGAUCAGGCAAGCCACUCGAGAAGAUACUGCGGUUGAUCGAAGACAUACCUCAAGACCUACACGCCCUUUACGAGCGCCUAUUCAAAGAGAUGAGCGGAAGGGAGAUGGAACAGUCUCUGAAGCUGUUCCGUUGGGUAGGCUUCAGUGAGCGGAUGAUCAGCCUUCGCGAGUUGCAGCAUGCUUGGGUUCUCGCUCCAGAUAUGAAAGGACGGUCAAUCGAGGAAUACUCCACCGGCGAGGACUUUCUGCACGACCUCGACGAUCUCAUCAACUCUGUCAAAUACUACUCGAAAGGCCUCAUUGGAUUUGAGGCAGCUCACAAACUAGACGGGGACCAGGCGUGGGGAGAACGGGUCCGGCUCAUCCACGCAUCAGUCAUGGACUACCUUUGUGAACGAGGCUUGGAGUUCUUAGAGGGGGAGAUCGGCAUCUCCAGCACCGGUCAUCCGGAAGGAACCGCUCAUUAUUACAUCUCUCGAUGUUGUCUCAGGUACAUGUUCAUGAGGGGAACACGCGAAGAUUUCGACACAAGGCAGGAAUCUUCCAGUCGUUUCCCCUUGGAUCACUACGUCCAAUCCGCGAUCCUGUACCAUUUCAACAAAGCAGAAGAAUAUGGUGUGGAGCAGUUCGAGCUUCUCGAAAUCUUCGGAUGGCCCAACGAAACAGCUGCAAUGGCCUCCUUCCGAGCCUUCGUUCCACGGGUGAAUCAGGCGUCUCUCAUCCACGUAUUGGCUGCAUGUGGUGUCAUGAGCGCGAUCCGUCCCUUGAUACAAUACUCAGGCGAGAAAGAUGGAUCAAAGUACGAGUCAGAGAUAUACUCUCUCCUCUCCCACGGUGAAGUCAGAGAGGACGUCCUUCUUCCCUCAGGUCGGAUAAAUCUGGAUAUCAGGAACUCCAUUGCCAUGACGCCACUACAUUUCGCCCUCUUCUUUGAUCAGGUCGACGUAGCUCAUGAAUUGCUCAAUUCAAAUAGAGUCGAUGUUAAUGCGGUCAAGAGCCAAGGCGAGAGACCACUCCACAACGCUGCAAACAAGGGUCAUUCAUCUAUAGUGCGGGAGUUGCUCAGGAACACGACCGUGAAUCCCAACGCUCAGGAUGACAAAGGCCGCACCGCUCUCCACUCCGCAGUCAUGGGCUGCAAAGAAGAGGUUAUCGCCAUUUUGCUGGAAGACUGCAGAGUCAACGUCAACGCUCGGAACAAAGACGGCGAGACACCGCUACACACAGCAAUUGAUUCCGGAGAGUUGAGCCUUGUGGAACCUCUUCUAGCAUCCGCAAACAUUGAUGUCAACGUCAAAGAGAAAAAGGGACAGUCGCCGCUCAUUUUCUUCAUGGUUGCGUAUCCCGGGCUGGCAGACGAAUCAGAGCACGGAGAGCUAGCCAACGUACUGCUUGCCCUCUUGCGUCACCCCAAAAUCGAUACGCAUGCCAAAGACAAGAUGCAGCGUACUGCGCUUUUUCACGCGGCAGCUUCGGGCCUGGCAAUAUAUGUAAGAGUCUUAGUUGACCAUGGUGUUCGCGGCGCUGGGGAGAAAGACAAGCUAGGGCGCACACCUCUAUCACAGGCAGCCGUGAAAGGACAUCUGGAGAUCGUGAGAAGGCUCCUUGCGGUAGAGGAACUGGAGGAGAAUAUUCUGCAGUAUGCGUAUCAGGAAUCAAAGAAGAAAGGAAAGGUUGACAUCAUGCGAUGCUUGGUGGAAACAGGAAAGAUUACAGAAACUUGA
This is a messenger RNA of Lasiodiplodia theobromae, 2328 nucleotides long. RefSeq names its product NB-ARC domain-containing protein. The transcript has a single exon. The coding region runs from base 1 to 2328 and encodes 775 amino acids. The record is from RefSeq and is a predicted model, not a curated record. NCBI's taxonomy places the organism in Eukaryota, Fungi, Ascomycota, Dothideomycetes, Botryosphaeriales, Botryosphaeriaceae. Gene Ontology annotation, molecular function: protein binding.